UUGCACUCGCACGAGCCGUGGGCUGGGGCGCCUUAGCUGCUAAAAUGGCGUGCUAAUGGCGUACCGUCACCGAUGGGCAGCGAUGCUGCUGCUGGCGCUAGCCGCAGCAGCCACGAAUGCACGAGCAGCCUCCACGCCCACAAGGAGCACGCCCGGUGUCAUCAAUGGCGAGGACAUGACGCGCGUGCGCGCGGUCGAGGCUUGGCUCGACAAGGGCGGACCGCCGCCGCAGAGCUGGGAGGUAAAAACCAAAGCGGACGUGUCGAUCGGCAAGGAGCUCGCUCGGGGGCGAUCGAAGUGCGUGCGCCAUGGCCGCCUGGGGACAAGGAAGGUCGUCGUCGUCGCGGUCUGCCCCGUGUCGAACAGUUCUGCAUUCGCCGGGCAUAAUUACAAGGAGCUGCACGCGGCCGGCGAGGCGCUCAAACGGAGGCAUCACCUCGUCGAGGAGAUGUACUUCCUUGAAGUCUUGCGGGGCCGGCCGGGCAUCCCGACGCUGCGCGGGGCUUUCCUAGAAAACGGCGACUUAUCGAUCGUCGUGGACGACUGCGGCGCGCGCAUCACGGGGGUCGACCGCAAGAGACAGCCGAUAGCGUCGGACGCCUGGCGCGCCUUCGCGAAGCGCGAUCCACUCGGUGCGGCGCGGGCGCUCCUGGAAGUAUUCAGAAGUGUGGUCGACUACGGCGGGUAUUUCAUCAAGGACUUCACGCCCCAUCAGUUCACGCUCCACGGGAACAAGUUGUACCUCGUCGACGGCCCGGACGUCGCGCUGGACGGGCCGAUGGCCACGUUCCUCCGGGGCCGCCCGGGCUUUGCCCUGUGCGGCAAUCAACCCGUGGAUGGCGCGAGACGGAGAGUCGCCGCGUGUUCGAACGCGCUGCCCUCCUUGCCCCAUCAGAAGGCCUGCCGCGCGGCGUGCCCGGCGAUGCGAACGCGCUUCUCGAGCGGACCGGCGUGCUGCUGCCCUUAUCCCGGCACCUGCGCCUCGACGGCGGCCCGGGAUCUCUGCCAACUCGACCAGACGCGUUGCUAUUUGAUCCAGAACAGACCGCACGCGACCGACGCGGCGACGGCGUGGUGGGCCCUCCCCCUUAUCCUGGUGGAGGCCCGAGGCGCCGCGCAGACGGCCGUCGCCGUGGCGCGCGGGCGGCUGCUGGACCACAAGGGCCGGAGGGCGACGUUCGGGUUCGUGCUGAACGAGUUGGAGGAGUCGCAGCGACCGCUCCUGCGGAGGCGCCUCGACGCGAAGCGGCGGCAGGAGGUCGAGCGGAUGGACCGGACGGUCAACGGCACGGACCUCGAGGCGCCGUGCUGGGGGAUGGACGUGCGGGGACGCAAGUCGUGCCUCAGCUACGAUGAGGCGCUCGAUGCAGACGCGGCGUUCCCGCCCGCGGACGUGGGCUCCGUCGCCUUCGUCGUCGCGUGGUGCGGUGACGGCUUCGACUGGGUGGCGGACCUGAUGACGCGGAGCCCGGGCACCCAGAAGGUCUGGACCUGUGCCAUGAUUCAGCGGUGACGCGCCGCGACGAUUUGAUUUCCGCAUAGGUUUGGAAGCGGUUGACCUUGUAUCAAAAGUGCGCCGUCUACAACGCGAGCGCCGGGGGCCACGAGGUCCGGUAUACGCACGACCAAUCGGACACACACGCGCCCCAGGCGCUGGACUGCGACGUGACCGGUCCCAAUACGACGCUCACAUCGACCGACGUGCGCCGCGCCAUACUGAAACACUCGCGCGCGGCGGCGAACUCGAGCGUGGACAGAGCGCUCCGGGCGCUCGACGUACGAGUGGUGCCCCUCAUCGAGCCGGGCCGCGGCUACCCGACGGGGCCGCGCGGUCGGGCGAACAUGGCCUAUAGUACGGACGAGGCCGGGGCGUAUUUGCACUACAUCGCGCGAUCCUACGACAACCUCGCGGACGGCACGUUCUUCGUCCACGGCCACGUCCACGGCGGCUACGAAGCCGCCGUGAGGACGAUGGAUUGGACGGCGGCGAGUGGCGUCGCGCCGCAGACGUACUUCGGGACCACGCGGCGCGAGGCCACGCGCGUCCCUCUCUCGGGCGGCAUGCCGUCGGCGCUCGGCGUGCCGGUCAAGGACGCAACGCGCAAGCCCCGCGGCGGAAACUACCAGAACGGCGAGUUCUACGCGUCGCGGUUGUCCAUACGUCGCCGGCCGCGGUCGUGGUUCGUCCAGGCCUUCGAAAUUGUGGACCAGGAUGCGCGCUGCGCCGACGUCUACAAUAAGAUACCUCUGCCAAGACUGCCCGCGCCGCACGAGCAGUGGAACAAGCGCUCGUUUACGUGUCCGUAUCCCCGGAAAUACGGGGGCGGCGGCGCCAUCGAGGGCCACCGGCGGUGCCUAAAUCAAAUCACCCGCACCCGACUCACCGGUUGAUUUGCGCACAGGUUACUGGAACGUAUUCAUGUGCGAGCCGUGCCAGACGCCCCGGCGGGACCCGGACGUCCGGAUCCCGUGGUCCAAGGCGGCCGGGCUCGAGAAGGGCCGCGUCGCCGCCGGCGAGGUGAUCCGCACCGCCGCCUCCCUGUCGGCUGUGCGCCAGGCGGUGACCUCACUCGAGCAAUUGCUCAGUAAGGCGCAGCGCGACUUCCGCUUGCUCCAGGGCCCGGACGUACUCGAGGUCGCGCGGCUCCAAGAGGACCUCGAGGUCGCGCGCGGCCGGCUGGCCGCCCUGGACCCGAACGCGACGCGUCCCGCGACGGUGUCGCCGCAACCGCCUGCUCUCGCGAACGCCGCGACCGCGGCCGCGCCACCGCGACCGCCUACUCCCGCCGCCGCGUCGCCGCCUGCUCCCGCAAAGGCUACGAACCCAGCGCGCGGAAAGAUCUUUACCCAAAACCCAAACCCGAACCGACUGGUGCGGCCGCCGACGGCCAGGGUUCCCUUCCUCGGCGGGCGUCCGGUCCCGCAGCCGCGACGAUUCUACAGUUCUGGAGUCGCGAGCCGCACACCCAACGAGGAGGCCGACGCUCACGUGUAA
Molecule: messenger RNA, 2995 nt
Organism: Pelagomonas calceolata
Lineage: Eukaryota; Pelagophyceae; Pelagomonadales; Pelagomonadaceae
Source: the annotation of a GenBank genome assembly